GAGGGGGUCUUUCUGUGCCUCCGCGCUGAUGGGCUCAGCUUUAUCCAGGGCUGUAAUCCCCCCUGCUCCGGUAAUUAAAAACUCCGCAUUACAAGGAAAACGGUGUGCAGGGAAAUGUAAUCAAGUCUGGAGGGGCUUAACCAUCUGGUAAAGGUUAGGACCAGCGCGGCGGGGGACGUGGCCGGGGGAUUUGGCAGCCGCCGCGAUCCGGGCUCCUCUUAAUCUACCGCGGGGACGAGCGCAGCAUCUGCGGGGUUAUACCGGUGCCCUCGGCAGCGAUCGGUCUCACGGGAGCUUCCACCGCCGUUAACGGGACCUCCCCGGAGCGAGCCCCCUCCCCAGGUGCGUCCGUCUCCGGUAGACCUAUUCUGGCUAUUCUGGUGUGGCACCGCGGCCCGGAUUGCAUCCCCUCCCCGCGCCCAGCAGGCCAGCAGGGAAAGGGUUAAGUGGCCGCCGGUGGCCGCGGCUCGGCCCCCCUGCUCCAGGCAGGGCCCCCACUCCGCCGCCCCCGGGGGCCCGAAACUCCUUGGAAGUGCGAGGGGCGAGCGAAGGCGAGGGGGGGACGCGGGGGCGCGGGUGGGACCCCGCGCCCCCGACAGCGCUGCGGGGCCAUGGGUGCCUGGGCAGGCUCCGGGCGGGGGCAGCUUUUCCUCCGCUGCCUCCUGUUCCUCCUGCUGGCCGGGCCCCCGGCACCGCGCCCGGCGGGUGGGCAGCUGCGCUACACCGUGCCGGAGGAGCUGGAGCACGGAGCCUUCGUGGCCAACCUGGGUGAGGACCUGGGGCUGGACGUGUCCACCCUGUCAGCGCGGCGGUUCCGCAUCGUGUCACGGGCCGGGGCCAGGCAGCACCUGGAGGUGAACCUGGAGAACGGGAUCCUCUUUGUGAACGAGAGGAUUGACCGGGAGGAGGUGUGCGAGGCCGGGGGGACCUGCCUGCUCCACCUGCAGCUCCUCGUCGAAAGCCCUCUGGAGCUGUACCGCAUCGAGGUGGAAGUGCUGGACAUCAAUGACCAUGCGCCCACCUUCCCCUGGCAAGAGUAUGUGCUGGAGGUGGCUGAAUCCGCUGUACUUGGUGCCCGCUUCCCACUGGAGAGUGCCCAGGAUCCUGAUGUGGGUACCAAUUCGGUGCACACCUAUCGGCUCAGCCCCAACAGUUUCUUUUCGCUUGAGGUGCAGACACGCAGUGAUGCCAGCAAGUUUGCAGAGCUGGUGCUGGAGCGUGCCCUUGACCGCGAGCAGCAACCCGCGCACCGGGUGCUGCUCACUGCUCUCGAUGGCGGUGUCCCCGAGCGCUCAGGCACAGCUCAUAUCCUCGUCAUGGUGCUGGAUGCAAAUGACAAUGUGCCUGCCUUUGACCAGCCCUCCUAUAGUGUGAGUCUUCCUGAAGAUGCCCCUGCUGGAACCCUGGUCAUCCAGCUCAAUGCCACUGACCUGGAUGAGGGCCCCAACGGGGAGAUCGAGUACUCCUUCAGUGGGCAUGCACCCCCGCGCGUCCGGGAGCUCUUCCACAUAGAGCCCCAGAGUGGGCAGGUGCUGCUGAAGGGCCCUCUGGACUAUGAGCGGGCAAGCCUCCACGAGCUCUACGUGCAAGCCAAGGACCGUGGACCCUCAGCUGUGGCCGUGCACUGCCGGGUACUUGUGCACCUCCUUGAUGUGAAUGACAAUGCACCAGAGGUGACCCUCACCUCUGUGUCCACACCCGUGCUAGAGGAUGCCCCACCAGGCACUGUCAUUGCUGUCAUCAGCGUUCUGGACCGGGACUCUGGGGACAAUGGGCGUGUGAGCUGUGAGGUCAGCCCUGAUGUACCAUUUGAGCUCCGUUCUUCCUUCCGCAACUACUACACGCUGGUCACCACACAGGCACUGGAUAGGGAGGUUGUGCCUGAGUAUAAUGUAAGCAUCACAGCACGGGACAUGGGCUCUCCAGCGCUGCUGACACGCAGCACCCUCACCGUCCCAGUGUCCGAUGUGAACGACAAUGCCCCACGCUUCCUCCAGCCUUCCUACAGCGUCUACGUGAUGGAGAACAAUGCACCAGGUGCCUCCAUCUGCUCUGUCAGUGCACUGGACCCUGACUGCCAACAAAACGCCUAUCUGUCCUACUCCAUUGCUGAUGAGCACAUCCAUGGCAUGCCUGUGGGCACCUAUGUGUCCAUCAACUCAGACAGUGGGCACAUGUAUGCCCUGCGCUCCCUCGAUUACGAGCAGAUCCGCAGCUUCCAGAUCCAGGUGCAAGCACAGGAUGCGGGUUUCCCCCCACUCAGUGCCAAUGUCACCGUCCACAUCUUUGUGCUGGACCAGAAUGACAAUGCUCCAGUCAUCAUUUCCCCUAUGCCACGCAAUGGUUCCGUGGCCACCGAGCUGGUGCCGCGAUCAGCCAGGCCUGGCUACCUUGUGGGCACGGUGUCCGCAGUGGAUGCAGAUGCGGGGCUGAACUCCCGCCUCUCCUACCAGCUCCUUCAGGCCACUGACUUCACCCUCUUCAGUGUGGCACCAGACACUGGCGAGCUGCGCACCCUCCGCUCUUUUCUGGAACAGGAUGCAACCCAGCAGCGGCUGGUGGUGCAAGUGCGGGAUGGUGGGCAGCCAGCUCUCUCUGCCACCGUGUCCCUCCUGCUUUCUGUGGUGGAGACCAUGCCUCAGACUCUCUCCGACUUCAGCGAGUUCAGCCUCCCCCCUGAGGCCUCCUCAUCCUCCCCAGUCACUCUCUACCUCCUUGUCUCCCUGGGCUCCAUCUCUUUCACCUUCCUCCUUGCCAUCCUCAUCCUCACAGCCAUUCGGUGCCGCAGAGAGCAGCACUCCUGCCAAGGUGACAGCUGCUCACUGUCCCGCUGCCACUGCUGCCCCAGGUCCAGAUCCUCCUCUGAUGGCCUGAAGACAUCCAACCUGAUGGUGCAGCCCCCUGCAGGGACCACAGCUGCCACCUGCCUUGAUGUGCCUGGGACUGGCCCCCCAGGCUACUGCUACAAGGUCUGCCUUGGUCCUGAGUCUGCCCAGAGUGACUUCAUGUUCCUCAAACCCUGCAGCCCCCCACGGAACAACGAGAAGGACCCCAGUAAGCGGUCCCAGCUGGGCCACCAGCUUCAGGUCUCCAAGCAGAUCAAGCAGCCCAACACGGACUGGCUGCCUCCAAGCACACAGCAACCUGCCCUGAAGAGCUCCCAGAGCCUGGAGGACAUGGGGGAAAUCCGCAGAGCCCUCCAGAAGGAGCAUGAGAGGCUGUGCACACUGGUGACCCCUGUCUCUGAGUUUCAGAAGGCUUCAACAGGCACCAACAGCAUCUGGACACCCCAGUACAGCCCCUUGUACCCAGGGCACAUCGAAGCCCUGGAUUAUCAGCACAAUGUCUAUAUCCCUGGCACGCCCACCCUACUCUCCAGUAAAGACGGGCCCCUCUUCCUGAGCCGGGAGAACAAGAACAGCUUCUCCACCUUUGGCAAGAGGAAGAAGAUGACAACUUACAGUGACAUGCAUGACAGUGUGGUUAUCAACAAUGACCUGAAAUAGUGACCAGCACUGGGCCUGGGUGGCUCUGCCCAAAGCCCUGGGAAUCAUUCGCAUUAUUUCAGCUGCUAGGUCCACCCACAGCACACUCCAUGUAUGGAUCACUCCGGACUUUGUGGGGCUGCUGGGAUAGUGGCUCACCAGAGUGUGGGGAAAGGAUUUAAGGACAAAAGACUGAAAAGUGAUGGGGGGGGGGGGGGGGGGGGGGGGGGGCAGGAGGGCAUUACUCCCAUCUCAUUCUGCAGAGCUAUGUUGGCAGUAAGUGCUAUGGGGAGUCAUAUAACCAGAUUUAAGCAAAUAUGCCUUGAGUUUACCUAUUCCCAUGUCCCCUUAGGGGUUGUCCAUCUCUGUAAACAUUGUCACUUCUUUGUCUUGUUUGGCUGUGUGAAUGUAUUGAGCUGCAUGUCUGUAUUUCUGUCCCAAUAGGCAUGGAAAAUGUAUGCAGACCAAGCCUGGUUCAGUCAAGCCUGACCUUAUGUACUGGGACAGAGACCGUUUCUCUGUCCCUGAGAUCCAGUGGGAUGUGUUGCAUGACCAGAGCAGCCAUUGGUGUCUGUCUUCUCCAGGAAAUGAGUGCAAACCCCAGCCAUUUUGGGUGCUGCCCUUCAAACCAUGACCCAACACUUGCAGGGCUGGAGACCCAAAGCCUAGAAUACAGGACCAGUCUUUGCUUCAGGAACAGCAUGGGCUGGAGGACACACAGGUUGGAUGGCCAGAAGAGCUGAAAGCUUAAGCAGCUGAGAGAUGAACAAGGUGAGGCCCUGCUGGAUAACUCUCUUAGUUCAAGGCAACAUCAUCUGAACAAAAGACAGUUUCAAGCCAUUGGAGAGGGCCCCAGUGCAGGUGACAGUCCUCCUCCUUCCUCCCCCUGCCCUCACCUGGAUCUCUGUUUUCCCCAAGUCCUGAACACCUGGGGAACCCCUGCACUGAGGGACACACCUGCACAGGACAGAUACCUCCUGCUGUGCCCUGCUUCUCUUUGAGGACUUUUAGCUGGCUGUCAAGAGCCCUCCAGGGCAGAACUCCAGCCCCAGAACAGUCUCUCCCCUACCCUGCCCAGCCUACACCUGUCCACCCAGUCUGUUUGCCACCAUUGCCAAUUGCUCCUGUCAUGGGACAGUUCAUUUCCAAUCCAUCUGUGCAGAACAUGACAGCUUUUUCUAAACCAGGUUUGUUUCAUGAUGUCUGAUUUGUACCAAUAAAUUGUAUUUUAAUAGCUCA
This is a messenger RNA of Falco peregrinus (peregrine falcon), 4724 nucleotides long. RefSeq names its product protocadherin-10-like. Gene Ontology annotation, biological process: homophilic cell-cell adhesion. The record is from RefSeq and is a predicted model, not a curated record. The coding region runs from base 612 to 3506 and encodes 964 amino acids. Gene Ontology annotation, cellular component: plasma membrane. The transcript is spliced from 4 exons. NCBI's taxonomy places the organism in Eukaryota, Metazoa, Chordata, Aves, Falconiformes, Falconidae. Gene Ontology annotation, molecular function: calcium ion binding.